CACUGGCAUCCCCCUCUCUCCCUCUCCCCACCACACCACCUCCCUCCUCACAAGCCAUAGCCGCCGCCUCUUUCUGUGCUUGCCCUCUCGCCAUCUUCGAGUACGACGAGAAGGCGGUGAUGGAGCUGGACGAGCAGGCCUUCCUGGAGGAGAUCCUCUCCCUGCGGAGGGACGCCUGGGACUGCAAUGCCAUGGGGGACUUCUUCGCCCCGGCCGCCAUGGACUGCACCUUCCAGGACCGCCACCACCAGGCGCCCACCGUCAGCGUCCUCCCCACCUUCACCGCCUCCUACGCCCAGCCGCAGCCGCAGCCGGCGGCGGCGCCCGGCUUCGACUGCCUCAGCGAGGUCUACGGCGCCGCCGCGUUCGGCGGGCCCAAUGCUGGUGACUACGGCGGCGAGAUGGGGUUCCUUGACGUCGUCGAGCCCAAGGCGGCGUCGGCGGCACUGGUGGACGGCGCCGCGGGCCUCGGGGCCUGCAAGGUGGAGCCCGGCCUGGCGGAGAGCGGCGGCGCGUUCGGCGCUGGCGCUGGCGCUGCGCCGCCGCCGGCCCUGGCGUCCAAGAAGAAGAGGGUCGAGGGGAUGCCGUCCAAGAACCUGAUGGCCGAGCGCCGCCGCCGCAAGCGCCUCAACGACCGCCUCUCCAUGCUACGCUCCGUCGUGCCCAAGAUCAGCAAGAUGGACCGGACGUCGAUCCUGGGCGACACGAUCGACUACAUGAAGGAGCUGCUGGAGAGGAUCAAGCUGCUGCAGGAAGAGAUCGGGCAGCAGCAGGAGGAGGCGCCAGGCAUGCUCAGCGUCUUCCGGGAGCUCAACCCCAACGAGAUGGUGGCCAGGAACACCCCCAAGUUCGACGUGGAGCGGAAGGAGGGCGGCGACACCCGGGUGGAGAUCUACUGCGCCGCCAAGCCGGGGCUGCUGCUGUCCACGGUGAGCACGCUGGACACGCUAGGGCUCGACAUCCAGCAGUGCGUCGUCAGCUGCUUCAACGACUUCGGCAUGCACGCCUCCUGCUCCGAGAUGCAGAGGGAAAUGAUCAGCGCCGACGCGAUAAAGCAGGAGCUGUUCAAGAACGCUGGCUAUGGCGGAGGCUGCUUGUAGAGGGGCAUGUCAUCAUGGCAUGGGAGGAAGAAGAAGAAGAGGCAGCAAUAAAUUAAUCUUAAGCAGCUGUGGGAGCAGCAGUAGUAGUAUCAGUUCAGGUCCAGUAGCGGAAAAGGCAGGCAGGGCAAAGAUUUGGGAGGCCUUUUUGCAAUCCAUCUCCCCCAUCAUAACCCACUUCGAUCUAUCCAUGUUAGCAGUACGUGUCCGUCCGUCCUAUAGCAUCAUGCAGGAUGCAAAGGUUGCCCUGUGCUGCUGAAUCUUUCUCCUAUAUACUAUUCUAUUUAAUUAACAAGAGC
This is a messenger RNA of Zea mays, 1396 nucleotides long. RefSeq lists its product as uncharacterized. Gene Ontology annotation, molecular function: protein dimerization activity; sequence-specific DNA binding; DNA-binding transcription factor activity. Gene Ontology annotation, biological process: regulation of DNA-templated transcription. Gene Ontology annotation, cellular component: nucleus. The transcript is spliced from 4 exons. NCBI's taxonomy places the organism in Eukaryota, Viridiplantae, Streptophyta, Magnoliopsida, Poales, Poaceae. Bases 120 to 1100 code for a protein of 326 amino acids. The record is from RefSeq and is marked provisional.